UCAAAUAUAUUGACGUUAUGACGCGUUUUGCGUUUUAUCUUGCAUGGGCUUUUGCAACAAUUAUGCUAGUAGCUUCUUCAUUGGCUUAUGCUGCUGUUGUGGAACACACUUGGGAUGUUGAGAACUUCAGUGUGGAGCGUUUGUGUAAUCAGCAUGUAAUAACUGGAGUCAACGGAACCUUACCAGGGCCAGGAAUUGAGGUUCAAGAGGGUGACACUGUUAUUAUUCAUGUUAAUAACAAAUCACCCUAUAAUGUUACUAUUCAUUGGCAUGGAAUAUUUCAACUUGCGAGCCAAUGGUCAGAUGGUCCAGAAUACGUAACUCAAUGUCCAAUAGGUCCUGGUGGUAGUUACACAUAUAAUUUCACAAUAACAGGACAAGAAGGAACACUUUGGUGGCAUGCGCAUUCCUCUUUCCUUCGUGCCAAUAUCUAUGGAUCCCUUAUCAUUAGGCCUUCAAAAGGCAGAUCAUACCCAUUCUCUCAAGUUCACCAAGAAGUACCCAUAUUGCUCGGGGAGUGGUGGAAUGAUAAUGUUGAGGAUAUUGGAAAUAAUGCAUCAAAAGGAAUAGCUCCGAGAAACUCAGAUGCUUACACAAUUAAUGGCUUGCCUGGCGAUUUCUAUAAUUGUUCUCAAAACCAGACUUACCGGCUGAACGUGGAGCAAGGAAAGAGGUACUUGUUGCGAAUUAUCAAUGCUGCACUGAAUGAACAACACUUCUUCAAGAUUGCAAACCACAGUUUGACAGUUGUAGCCAUUGAUGCUGGGUACACUAGAGAGUAUAAGACGGACGUUAUAGUAUUGGCACCGGGCCAAACCGUUGAUGCAAUAAUCACAACAAACCAAAGAGUGGGUUCUUAUUACAUGGCAUUCAGCCCAUACCGUUCCUCAAAUGUAAGAAACGAUACCGCAAUUGCAAGGGGAGUGAUUACUUAUGAGGGUGCAUCUUCAACAUCAGCACCUAUAAUGCCAAACCUGCCAGAUGCACAUGAUACGCCAACAGCACACAAGUUCUACUCUAAUCUCACAGGGUUGGCUGAUGGUCCUCAUUGGAUUCCAGUUCCACGUAAGGUGGAUGAAAACAUGUUCAUCGCAUUUGGAAUUGCCCUAACCGUAUGCAACCUUCCAGGACCAAGUGCAUGUUUAAAUGCCUUUGGGGUAAACUCACCAUUCUCUGCAAGCAUGAACAAUGAGUCAUUUGUGUUGCCUACAGGUAGAGGCUUCUCUAUGUUGGAGGCAUUCUACCGCAAUGUUAGUGGGGUUUAUACUAAAGAUUUCCCAAGUCAACCUCCACUUGUGUUUAACUAUACUGACCCUUCUUUAGAAACCAACACUAGCAAUCCCUUGAUCUUUGCACCUAAAUCAACAAAGGCAAAGACAUUGAAGUUCAAUUCAACUGUGCAAAUUGUGCUUCAAAAUACAGCUAUACUUGGCACCGAGAACCAUCCUAUUCAUGUUCAUGGAUUUAAUUUCUAUGUUUUGGCUCAAGGGUUUGGGAAUUAUAAUGCUACCAUAGCCGAACCACAGUUUAAUUUUGUUGAUCCACAAGUGCGUAACACAAUUUCUGUACCUGUCGGAGGAUGGGCUGUCAUCAGAUUCCAAGCAAAUAAUCCAGGAAUUUGGCUUGUGCAUUGCCAUUUGGAAACUCAUCUACCAUGGGGGCUAGCCAUGAGUUUUGAGGUUGAGAAUGGACCUACCCCUUCAACAAGAUUGCCUCCACCACCAGCUAAUCUUCCUAAGUGCUAAGUUCAUCAAUCAAUCACCACAAUCACAUUCAAACCUCAAUAAAUUUGACGAUUACAAAAAUAAGGAUUUAUUCAUGUUUAUUCAAAUAAAAUGUUUAUUAUAUUUAAAAU
This is a messenger RNA of Arachis duranensis, 1855 nucleotides long. Its product is annotated as laccase-7-like. The record is from RefSeq and is a predicted model, not a curated record. Lineage: Eukaryota; Viridiplantae; Streptophyta; Magnoliopsida; Fabales; Fabaceae. Gene Ontology annotation, molecular function: hydroquinone:oxygen oxidoreductase activity; copper ion binding. The transcript is spliced from 7 exons. Gene Ontology annotation, biological process: lignin catabolic process. The coding region runs from base 18 to 1745 and encodes 575 amino acids. Gene Ontology annotation, cellular component: apoplast.